Messenger RNA from Euleptes europaea (tarantolino), 699 nucleotides. It is a transcript of the gene PRL, whose product is annotated as prolactin. NCBI's taxonomy places the organism in Eukaryota, Metazoa, Chordata, Lepidosauria, Squamata, Sphaerodactylidae. Bases 1 to 699 code for a protein of 232 amino acids. Gene Ontology annotation, molecular function: hormone activity. Gene Ontology annotation, biological process: response to nutrient levels; positive regulation of cell population proliferation; positive regulation of receptor signaling pathway via JAK-STAT. The transcript is spliced from 5 exons. Gene Ontology annotation, cellular component: extracellular region. The record is from RefSeq and is a predicted model, not a curated record.
AUGGUCACUAUGACUGGCAAGAAGUUUUCGUUGAAAGGUGUGCUGCUGGCUAUUCUGCUGAUGACGAACAUGUUCCUUUCAAGGAAGUGUGUAACUUCUUCACCUAUCUGUCCCAAUGGAUUGGGCACUUGUCAGGUCUCCCUUGGGGAUCUUUUUGACCGCGCCGUCAAACUCUCACACUACAUCCACUCCCUGUCUACGGAAAUGUUCAAUGAAUUUGAUGAACGCUACGCUCAGGGCCGAGGGUUUAUUGCAAAAGCUAUUAACAGCUGCCACACUUCCUCCUUAACCACUCCUGAAGAUAAGGAGCAAGCGCAACAGAUUCACCAUGAAGACCUGCUCAACGUAGUGCUGAGUGUGCUCCGCUCCUGGAAUGACCCUCUGCUCCAUCUGGUCUCUGAGGUUCAACAAAUCAAAGAAGCCCCCGAUACCAUCCUCUGGAAGGCCAUGGAGAUUGAGGACCAAAACAAACGACUUCUGGAAGGGAUGGAGAAAAUAGUCGGACGGGUUCAUCCUGGAGAUUUAGGCAAUGAAGUUUAUUCUACAUGGUCGGGGCUCCCAUCCCUCCAGCUAGCUGAUGAAAAUUCUCGUCUAUUUGCCUUCUACAAUCUGCUACACUGCUUGCGCAGGGACUCCCACAAAAUCGACAACUACCUGAAACUAUUGAAGUGUCGCCUUAUCCAUGACAGUAACUGUUAA